UCUUGCAAGUCAAGUUGCAGACUUGCACUGCAUAAUUUUUCUUGCUUUUCCUUUUGUUUCUCUUCCUCACUCUUUUGUUAGCACAAGAAGAAGAGUGAAUUCAGAAUUUUUGUCCUUUGAGCAAUAGAAGCGAAGAGAGCAACAAAAAUGGCUGCGAGUAUUGCCACCUUCUUCAUGCAAAAGCUAUCAGAGUUGAUCACUCGAGAAGCCAACUUACUUACUGGAGUGGAUGGGCAGAUCGAUUCACUUCGUAACGAGCUUGAAUGGAUACGUUCUGUUCUUAGAGAUGCAGAUGGGAAAUUCAUAGAUAAUGAAAGAGCAAAGCUGUGGGUGAAUCAAGUAAGAAUCAUCUCUUACGAAGCUGAAGAUGUCAUUGACAAAUUUAUCUUUAAAGUAGAGCAUCAAAGGCAGACAAGGAGAGGUGUUGGGUCCAUAUGUACUUGUUAUGGUAGCAUCACCACCAGCCAAUUGAAGCUCCGUCAUGACUUGGGAAAUCAGAUUGAAACUAUCAAAAAGAAGAUUGAAGAAGUUUCAGCUAACAAAUCAAGAUAUGGAAUUGAAACUUUACAACUUGGAGAAUCAAGUUCCUCGCAACAAAAUUCUUCGCGGAGGCAAAGGAGGGUCCCUAUGAUGGAGGAAGUAGUUGAUGUGGUGGGAGUUGAAGAUGAAAAAGAAAUCCUAGUGAGGCAGCUGAUCCAAGGAGAGCCAAGACUUUCCAUAAUCUCAAUUGUUGGUAUGGGUGGUUUAGGUAAGACCACUCUGGCAAAGAAAAUCUAUAAUAGCGAUGAUGUUUGUAGGCAUUUUGAUUGUCGCGCUUGGAUUACUGUGUCUCAAGAGUACAAUAUUAGAGAGCUCUUGGAGGGUCUGCUAGGUCAAUUUGUUGAAGUCAUCAGUGAAGAGCAGCAAAAGAGAUUGGCUAAGAUGAGCGACCAACAGUUUCAGAGGGAGCUCUUUGGGUAUUUAAAGGGAAGGAAAUAUUUGGUAGUAGUUGAUGAUAUUUGGCAUAAAGAUGACUGGGAUAGUUUGAAAGCUAUCUUCCCUGACCCUGAGCCAACAACAAGAAGCAGAGUGCUCCUUACCACUCGCAAUAGAGAGGUUGCACUUCAUGCAGAUAUGGAGAGCAGUCCCCAUCAAUUGCGAUUUUUAAGUGAAGAAGAAUGUUGGAUGUUGUUUUGCAAGAAAGCUUUGCCUAAGAAUGUCCCAACUGUUCUGUCUCUGUCUCCAGAAUUGGAGAAAGUAGGGAGAGAAAUUGUGGCGAAAUGUGGAGGUUUACCACUCGCUGUUGUUGUAUUGGGAGGAUUAUUGUCAAGGAAAAUCAGAACUCCAAGUGAAUGGGCCAAAGUACUGAAACGUAUGGAAGGCCAUGAUCAAAUCUCACAAAUAUUAGCUCUAAGCUACAAUGAUCUUCCCUACUAUUUGAAACCAUGCUUCCAAUGUUUAAGCGUUUUCCCCGAAGACUACGAAAUAUCUGCAAGGAAAUUAAUGCAGAUAUGGGUUGCAGAGGGACUUGUACAACAGAGGGGUUACGAAACAAUGGAGGAAGUAGCAGAAGACUAUUUAGAAGAGUUGAUGGAUCGUAGCAUGAUUCAAUUAUCAAGAAGAUCCAGUGUUGGGAUUAGAAAAUGUCGCAUGCAUGAUAUGCUACGGAAUCUCUCCAUAUUAGUAGCCAUGGAGGACAAGUUUCUUGAAGUUCGGACAAAUUUCAACUUUGAAUCCCCAGUUCAAGCACAUCGACUUAUGGUUUAUGGUGAUCUUGAGAGAGGAAAUCAAGGAGAAGAACGACGGAGGGAGAAGAAUCAAAUGGAGAAAAUAGUACAAGUGUAUGAGCUUUUCUAUACCUUGUUUUGAGGCUUGGAGCUCUACCAAAGUGGGAAUUUUCAUUUACCUUGCAUGUAAGAGAUUUUGAAAGAAUUAAGAGAGAAGAGAUAGAAGUGGGAGAAGGAGUUGGGAUGAGGAGAGUGGAAAUCUAAAUAGGGAAACAAGAAGAGCGUUGAAAUCUCAUUUAAGGUAAGAGAUAUGUUACUUUUAUUUCUAUUUGAGUUCUACAAUAUGUAUUCUCUUAAAUGGGGUUGAAAAUGAGAUUGGUGAGGAGAUGAAGAAAAGCUAGAGAAUUCUGUUUUUUCAUAAUCUUCCUGUGCACAUAUCCCAUCUUCAAGAUGAUUUUUAAGGUCUUUCCAGUGGGUUUCUAAAAUCAUAAUUUGCAAAUAAAAAUUAUAGUAUUACAAGUCUUUGAACCUAUGGACUUGGAAGUAAGUCAUUCCGACUUGUAUCAAAGAAGUAUGUUCAUUUUUCUAAGGCUACUUAAACUUGAAUUCUGUGGACGGUCUGUGCAAAUAUACCGACUUUAAGCCAAAUUAUGAGACUCUUACAGAGUGUUUCUAAGACAACUUCCUUCAUAAAAAUUGUAGGACUAUAAAAUAGCGAACUUUUAGCUUUGGAAAUAAGUGAUUUCAAGCUAUGUACAGAAAGUUAUAGUCAUUUCUUUAAAUUUACCCAAAUCUGUUUGUUCUAAACAUACCUUUUUUUUGCUAAACUUUAGGAGAGCUAAAGACUAAUUUAUAGUUCAAUUUAAGACUUGAUUAUUUUAUAUUUAAUCAUCAAUAAUCUAGAAAAAAAACCCUGUAAAAAUUCAUUUUAAAUGGAGUUCGGGAAUGAAGGCUUGUAACAUAAAAUUUAGGGUUACUCACAAUAUAUGUCUAGAAAUUUUGAACCCAUUAUAUUUUGGACUUAAGACAAAUGAAAGCAUGUUAACUAAAUAAUGGAAUGAUCCAAUAAUGGAAUUUAGUAUGGAAUAGAUAUCAACACAAAUAAAUGAGACCUUAAAUGAAAUAAGAAGGCAUGGGAUGUGUAGCUUUGUGAGAGUAAAUUACCAAAAUGCAAUGUAUAUAUAUGCUAAUGCAAAUGGCAGUAAAUUAGAGGACUUACUAAGUUACUUUUAUGAAAUCAAGUUUUUAGAUUUUUCGAUUGGGUUUCUUCUCUGCUGAUGGCAAUGCCGAAGGUGGAUUAGAGAUUCAAUGUUUUAAAUUCAUUCAUUGUAUAUAAUUUUCUCUCCUAUAUUAAUACAAUACACUUGUUGACUCUUAGCAAAAAAAAAAAAAAAAAAAUUUAUGACUUGGUGGACUGUUAUAUAUAAUGGUCAAGUAAACUUGGACAGCAAAAAACCUUAUUAAUUAUAAUGCUACCCUAUGUAGGACACCUCCAUUGUGCAAGUGCUAUCGGAAUUUUGGAUUGUUUAACGGUAAAAAAACUCAAGAUGAGUGGGACUGACCUAGUUAUCCUCCCCGGUUGUAUGAUGGAUGCCUAUAUGUAUUACUUACUAUAUUGAUAUGAUGAAUUGUCAUGAUGAUAACCUUUAAGACUAUUUGUCUAUGUAUUAUGAAAUGUCUACAUUUGAAUUGCCAAAUGGGAUGUUGUGAAUGAGACUAAUAUUAUGAGAUAAAUGAAUAUUUGUGGUGAUACAUUGCGUAUAUAAAACAAGAAAUCUAAUUGUGACUAUAUUGUGAAAUGAUGUGCAGCUAUGAGUUAUGGUUCUUUGUGUAUUGAAAAUGUGAUCAGGUUACGUACCUCACCUAACGGGGGAUAAAGGGGUGAAUGUACAAUGUAAUGUGAUAUAGUGUACCUCACCUAGUGGGGAAAGAAACAGUGAGUGUACAAUGUUGAGAUAUCGUUUGCAUAAUAUGAUUGAUCAUUGUAGGAUCACUAUUUUGUGACAAUGGUAUGCAUUACUUGAUUUUUUUUUUUUUUUUUUUUUUUGAAACAGGGUAAUUUAUUAAGAAGGGAAAGACAUCCAAAAAGGAGA
Molecule: messenger RNA, 3799 nt
Organism: Macadamia integrifolia
Lineage: Eukaryota; Viridiplantae; Streptophyta; Magnoliopsida; Proteales; Proteaceae
Product: putative disease resistance RPP13-like protein 3
Exons: 2
Coding region: 148-1848 (566 amino acids)
Biological process (GO): defense response to other organism
Molecular function (GO): ADP binding
Source: RefSeq, a predicted model, not a curated record